Oncorhynchus kisutch (coho salmon) is the source of this 6918-nucleotide messenger RNA. RefSeq names its product calcium/calmodulin-dependent protein kinase kinase 1. Gene Ontology annotation, molecular function: ATP binding; protein serine/threonine kinase activity. The record is from RefSeq and is a predicted model, not a curated record. Gene Ontology annotation, biological process: protein phosphorylation; CAMKK-AMPK signaling cascade. The coding region runs from base 359 to 1906 and encodes 515 amino acids. NCBI's taxonomy places the organism in Eukaryota, Metazoa, Chordata, Actinopteri, Salmoniformes, Salmonidae. The transcript is spliced from 17 exons.
AAUUUCAGCGCACAAUAUAGGGGACAACGCGUGUGUGUGGAAUGAUACGGGCGUGUUUCAUGUUGGAUUUAUAAAAGCGGUUGUCCGACAUAAAGUAAUUUUCAGUUGUAGCCAAUAUUAUUUGGCUUUUAUGUUAGUGAUUGAACGCUGUGUCACUGUCACAAUACCGACGGUUCCAGCUGGGACAUCAAUCUUGUGCUCGAGGGCUCUCCAAAACAUAUAGGUCCAGGCGUACUGCUUAUUCCGGUGAUUGUUUCGAUCCAGUGCUCCCCCAGGCUGGCCCAGACCCACACCACGUUGAUGCUGGUGGGCUCUCACCUCCUCUUCGUCCUGCGCUCCCCCAUCCCUCCAUCUAGUGAUGGCGAUGAGUACCGACCCGGGAUGCAGAAGGGACGACCUCAGCCCUGACCCCGACCCAAUGACCCCUGACCGCAGUGACCUCACCGCCAUGAUGGCCACCGUGACUGUGACGACCUCCGAGACGGGCGGCUCACCGGCCAAUGGCGUGAGGAUUGGGGCUCAGCAAGGAGGAGCUAAGAAAGGCCCUGCUCAGCGGCCACACCUCUCAGGGAGGAAGCUGUCGCUACAGGAGCGGGGCACGUACCCAUCUGGGAGGUCAGGGGGGGCUCACGUCUCCCCCCGUGUGGUACGCAGACCCACCGUGGAGUCCAAACGCGUCUCCAUCUCAGACGCUGAGAACUGUAUCCAGCUGAACCAGUACAAGCUGAAGAGUGAGAUCGGAAAGGGCUCCUACGGGGUGGUCAAACUGGCCUACAAUGAGGAUGACGACAAACACUAUGCCAUGAAGGUGGUGUCCAAGAAGAAGCUGAUGAAGCAGUAUGGAUUCCCACGUCGCCCCCCUCCUAGAGGACCCAAGGUGGUGGUCCAAGGAGAGCUGCCCAAAGUCCUAGGCCCCCUGGAGAGGGUCUACCAGGAGAUUGCCAUACUCAGGAAGCUGGACCAUCUCAAUAUAGUCAAACUGGUGGAGGUGUUGGAUGAUCCUGCAGAGGACAACCUCCACAUGGUGUUUGAUUUGAUGCCAAAGGGUCCAGUGAUGGAGGUCCCCACAGACAGCCCCUUCACUGAGGAUCAAACACGCCUCUACUUCAGAGACAUUGUCCUGGGCAUUGAGUACUUGCACUACCAGAAGAUUGUCCACCGGGACAUCAAGCCUGCUAACGUGCUGCUGGGGGAUGACGGCCAUGUGAAGAUUGCUGACUUUGGGGUCAGUAACCAGUUUGAGGGCAACGAUGCCCUGCUCUCCUCUACGGCUGGGACUCCUGCUUUCAUGGCCCCAGAGACCCUGUCAGAUAUCCACCAGAGCUUCAGUGGAAAGGCAUUGGAUGUAUGGGCCAUGGGAGUGACUGUCUACUGCUUUGUGUUUGGGAAGUGUCCGUUCAUUGAUGAAUACAUCCUGGUUCUACACAAUAAGAUCAGGACUAAAUGUGUGGAGUUCCCAGAGUCGCCAGAGAUCAGUGAGGAGUUGAAGGCUCUUAUCCUGAAAAUGUUGGACAAAAACCCUGACACCAGGAUCACCAUACCUGAGAUCAAGUUGGACCCGUGGGUGACCCAGGAUGGUUGUGAUCCUCUGCCUCUAGAGGAGGACCACUGCAGUGUGGUGGAGGUCACUGAAGAGGAGGUGCAGAACUCUGUCAAGUUUGUCCCCAGCCUGUCCACCGUGAUCCUGGUGAAGGCCAUGCUGCGCAAGAGAUCCUUCAGUAACCCCUAUGAGUGUCCCAGGAGUAGAGCGGAGAGGUCCAUGUCUGCACCUAGCAACCUGCUCAUGGAUGCGUGGCCGUUCCGCCACUCUUUAAAACUCCACCCCUCUCUAAGAAAGGGCAGCAGUGGAGAGGGAAGUAGGGAGGGAGAGCUCGAAGACCUACAUGAAGAUGAACCCUUCUCCUGAAUCCCGUUCCUCCUCCUCUCCUCCAGUCAGCUCAGCUCAGCCCAGUUCUACACAGCCCUCUUAACCGCAAUCUUACGCUCCUACCUUCAGUGCUUCUGGACUGAAACAGUGUUUUUACUUGUGAGAAGUGGUUCAACUCAAGCAUGGCUUCCCCUUUAAAAAUUAUAUGCCGUUCCCCUUUAAAGCCCAAUCUGUACAUUGCCUCUCUCCCUUUAAAUCUAUGAUGCACUCCGCUCUUCUAAUCCUGUCCUUCCCUCCAUCCCUCCCUGAUCUCUCCCCACUCCAUCAUUGCGCGUAAUCACCCAAAGAAGCACAUAGAACCCAGACAACACUGUACCACUUGCCAGGCGUACUCAAGACUACUGGAAAUUCCUGCUGUAUGUCCGUCUGCUGUCAUUAUGUUGCUGAGGAGAAGAGGAAUUUUUGUCUGUCUGUUUCGAUGUCACUUUACCUAGACAAUGCAUGGUGAACGUUAUCGCCGUUCAGAGACUCUCUAGGCACCAUUCACAGUGGACAAUAUUGGUGCCCUAAGAGCCAGCAUGACCAAGAGACUGGAGCAUGCAACUGACAUUAUUACGCCCCCUACCGUUUGAAACAAGACAUACACACAGGGCUUUUUUUCAGUAGUUUGAAGGGGCAAUCUGCAGACGCUUCAUACAUUUUUGGACUUAUAAAUGUAUUAAUUAUAUAUACAUAUGAUUCUUGAUGAAUAUAACUUAUAAAUGCCUCAUAAGCUUAGUUUAACUGUCAUACCCCAUCAGAACCAAAAGCUUGUUUUACUCCAAUGUCUGUAAAAACACACUGUAUAGCCUCAAAAUAUGCUUGAUACUAUCAUUUGUAUAUAUUGAAGGGUCAGUCCUUGCAUCCAUAGCUCUGUCUAUUAAUAUCAGAGUGUUUACAUUUUUCCAGGCCCAUCCUUCAGCUUUUUACCAAAACAGAGGGGAACCUAUUUGUUAUUGUUUCAUCUGCGGAUUGCCCCAUUAAUGCUGCAGCGUUGUACAUAGAUCAUACAUGUGUGUGUCAGUGUAAUGUCAUUGUUGUCUAUCUCACCCGUACAUGCUAAGCUGUCAACAUAACCCUUAAGUAAUAAUAAUAUAUUUUAUUUUAAGCGCUUUACAAGACACCCAAAUUCACUUUACGUAUACAAUCUAAUCUGCACGAUUAAAAGCAAUAAAAUCAUACAUUAAAAUGAGUAAGUAUAUAAAACUCCACCGAACACAAGGACAGACUAACCAGGGGAAAAAACUAAACAGGAUGACACUAACUAGGGAAGUGAGGGAUCUCUAAGACAACAGAUAAUGUGAAGAGGUGUGUCUUUUGUGUGGUCUUGAAUAUGUGUAUGGAUUGUGAGGUUUUGACAUGGAGAGGGAGGGAGUUCCAGAGUUGGGAGGGCUGCAAUGUGAGAGAUGGUUAGGAGGCCAAUGUCAGAAAAGCGCAGUGAAGUGCAGGAGGUCAGUAAAGGUAUGUGAGCAUUUUGAAGAUGAUCCUGUAUUGAACUGGGAGCCAGUGGAGUUUCAGGGUGGGGGUGAUGUGGUCCCAAGGUUUGGUGUCUGUGUGGACUGGUCUCUUCCUCUCUGUUGCUCUAAUUGUCUCCCCUUCAUUCUCUAAUGUUUUUAGUAGGGUACAGAAUUAGAGAAGGGCUGUUUCUCUGAAUCUCAGGCAGUAGGAUGAAGCAAGCCUGUUUCUCUCCCCUGUCUCCUAGACUCUGACAAGAAGCAGCAACCUAUCCUUCUUAAAACACAUUUGAAGCCCACAAUUGUGAAAGGGGGAACACUAAUCAUAUUUAUGCAGCCAAUUUAAUCACCCUCCCAGAACCAAGUAAAUGUUUUAUUUCAAUUUAGGAAAAACUUUAUUGGAAAUUGGCCCAUUCAUUGAUAGGGAUGCAUGUGAGAUUGUACAGCAGUAAACUGGGUUAUUUGUCCUUUAUACAUUCUUCUCGAUUUCAAAAUGGAAGUGAAAGCAGGUAAUGGUGUUUGUAUGUACUGUUUCUUGAUUAGUAAAAGGUUAAUUUAUGAAAUAAAUGUGUGGUGAAGGCUGCACAAAUGUAAUAAUUGUGUUAUUCUCAUAACAUCCAAGCAUGGUGAAGGCUGCACAAAUGUAAUAAUUGUGUUAUUCUCAUAACAUCCAAGCAUGGUGAAGGCUGCACAAAUGUAAUAAUUGUGUUAUUCUCACAACAUCCAAGCAUGGUGAAGGCUGCACAAAUGUAAUAAUUGUGUUAUUCUCACAACAUCCAAGCAUGGUGAAGGCUGCACAAAUGUAAUAAUUGUGUUAUUCUCACAACAUCCAAGCAUGGUGAAGGCUGCACAAAUGUAAUAAUUGGUUAUGACAUUUAAAUGUAGUUAAAGUAGGAGUUUGGUGGUCACUUUAUGAAGUGUUAGAGUUCGACCAAGAGUUUAAAGUAAUACAGAAAUGAUUGGUAUUUCAGUUGUGGUUAGGAUAUAUUGACCAAAUUAUCAGGAAAGUUUUGGAUGUAUUUUCCCUUCAAAAUGCCCCUGGACGGCCCUAGAAGCGUGUGUGCGUGUGUAAGUGUGUGUGAUGGAUAAUCUCCAGUUAGACUGUGCUGUAAUCAGAGGGAGCUUUCAGAACUUUAAUAGCUGUCAUGGUGUGUUUCUUUGUUUGGUUGUGACAAACAGCUAAAGAGGGGACUCUCUCUCUUGCUCUCCCCCCCUCCCUCCCUAUCUGCCUCUCCCUCUCUUCCCCUUUCUCUUUCCUUCUCCCUUCCUCCACACCACUCUCUCCUUCUCUGUCUCCCUCUAUCACUCCACCUCUCUCUGUUUCACUCCCUCUCUCUCUGCCAGCUCAGGCACUUUGUACUGUGUAUGAAAGCGUGUUGUCAGUCAGAGCACAGCGAUCUGUUCCACAGCUCUUCCAGGGACCAUUACAAUAUGGUGAUUAGGAACAACACAAACAACAACAACUAUCUAUUCACAACCACACAAUCCCCAUGUGGCAGAUAAUGGCCCAGUAGAGUGAUUUCCAUUCAUCUCUCUCUUCCGACUUGAUGCAAUUCUAUUGUGCAAAACACCUAACACAAAUUAGGUUCUGAGGAUCGAUAGGAGGGUAGCAUAUACAUAUACAAGGAUCAAUGACACUUCUGAAUUGAGCCUCUGUGAUUUGAGCCUCUCAAUUUUAAAAACGACUAAUUGUGUGCACAAUAAUAGAAAUGAUGGACACAAUUUAUGCAACUUCAAAACAUGUUUCCUAUAAUAUCAUCUUAGUCAUGCAGUAUUUAUAGGCAGUAUGGAAGACCUGAUGUCAGUAGAUGUGUGUUUGGGAGAUGUGUAUUAUUGCUCUGUCUCUCUAAGACCAGGAUUCAGUCUUAUCACACUGUUGACAAUUCAGCUUUUAAAGGCAAUGUUCCUACAUUUGCUGAUAUUGCAUUCAUGGUAAACGUUGCAGAUGUCGGCGCAUUCGGAUAUAUAUAGGGAAUAGCCACUAUAUAGGGAAUAGCCACUAUAUAGGGAAUAGCCACUAUAUAGGGAAUAGCAACUAUAUAUGGAAUAGCAACUAUAUAGGGAAUAGCAACUAUAUAGGGAAUAGCCACUGUAUAGGGAAUAGCCACUAUAUAGGGAAUAGCUAUAUAGGGAAUAGCCACUAUAUAGGGAAUAGCCACUAUAUAGGGAAUAUCCACUAUAGGGAAUAGCUACUGUAUAGGGAAUAACCACUGUAUAGGGAAUAGCCACUACAUAGGAAUUAGCGUGCCAUUUUGGAUUUAUCGUAACCCUCUGGUGGACACCUGUUAGGUGCUACAGUCAGAGAAUGGGUAGAGGGGUAGAGGGAUUGUAGUGGAAGAAAAAAGCUUUUAUUAUGCAUUCCCUGUUAGCCGGGCCAGAGAGUGUUCUUUUUCUUCUUCAAUGCCCUGCAGUUGCCUUUACACGUCAGUGUCACCUAUUUACGACAGCCAUAUUUAAUUGUGCUUCCGUCUUUGUGAAUAUAUAUAUAUUUAUUAAUCAUUUCUAUUACUGGUACAUGCAAUUUCAAGUGCAGAGUUUCAAUCAACCAUAUGAAGAGCUUGCUUUGUUUUCUGCUAUGGCUUUUUAUUUUGUUACCUUUACUUUUUUCCCCUGUUACCUUUAGGGUGAACGCUAUGUUCGUGUUGCGCUGGACGUAGUUGCUUUUUGAUGGAGCUUUUAAGGGUUUGUCUUAACCCACAGACUGACCGGUGACUAACUUCUCCUAACUGAAGGGCUGUUGGGAUCGGAACAAAGACGGCACCUGUUGUGAACCAGCUGUCUGCCAUGUUCAAGUCCCCUCUGAUGAGAUGGCACUUUAUAUGUUGACGGUGAUGCUAAAGGGAAACACCGUUUUUUUGUAAGUCUGUCUGGAGCACUGCACUCGCAAGAAUCUUUAUCCGUGUCUAAGGUGUAUUCACCUUUGUAAUGUAUGUGUGUGUAUGUACAGGUAUGUGUGUGUGUCAGAAGUGCAAUGUUGUUGUCAUUAGAUUACUUCAGUGUUGUGUUCUGAUUCUAAAUGCACUCCGGUGCUCUUUCUUUCUGUCUAUUAUUCCAGGUACAUUACAUUGUCUUGGGAGUUGAGCUGGAUGAUAUUGACACUUUUAUAAUUCCUUCAACCAGGGGUAAAGAGGGAAUCGUCUUCAACAGCUGAAACAAGCCUGUGAGUGAGAGUGUACAUAAUGUUAAGAUUAGGACAGUGUCAUGGUUUUAGCAUCGCUGCUAUGUAUCAUAUGGGAUUGUCCAGUCUCUGUGUUAAAGGUCCUGUUUCCUGUGUUGAUAGAUGUCUGCACUGUUUCGCAUUUCUCUGAAGCCCUGUUUAUACCUGGUGCUAAUCUGCGUUGUGUCCUGAUCUCUUCCACAUUAUUAUUGUGUCCACAUUUUUAGUCAGGUGUAGGCAUUUUAAAGAUGUAUUGUGAAAUUAUUUUCAUCAGAACUUAUAGCGGACAAGAUCAGGAUGAAGGAUGCAUGUUAGAAGCAGGUAUGAAUGGGGCUUGAAUGUCAAGGUUUGUAAAGUCCCACAAACAAAAAAAGCAUGGCACACCUGUACUGAAUGCAGCU